This is a messenger RNA of Conger conger (European conger), 4535 nucleotides long. RefSeq names its product scavenger receptor class F, member 2 (gene scarf2). The record is from RefSeq and is a predicted model, not a curated record. Bases 728 to 3628 code for a protein of 966 amino acids. The transcript has 12 exons. Gene Ontology annotation, molecular function: scavenger receptor activity. Lineage: Eukaryota; Metazoa; Chordata; Actinopteri; Anguilliformes; Congridae.
UGUUGCACACAUAUUUCACGAAGGCAGCCUCUCUUAAGUCCCCGUUGCCUGGGCCAAGGAUAGGGUAACAAAUCAGGAAUUUCCUUCUGCCACUCCUGCAGUGCAAGAGAAAAGAAGAAGAAAACGACCAGGCAAACCAUUUUUAAGCUCCCAUUUCCGCCCCGAAAAGGCGAUCUGGGCAGCUGCAACCGUUUUUGAUGCGUAUUUUAUUUUAUUUUUGUUUGGAUGCUUGGUUUUAACCACUCUUUAUUAAGUCGGGUGGGAAUAUGUCCGUACGUAACGGUACAAAAUAAAACGGUUUCAGUUUUACCUUACAAUUGUAUCACUUUUAUGAUGUCCUACUUUUUCUCGGCUCCGCAAAUAGUUCGCAAAUUAUUACAGCAUAUCAGAGCGUACUAUUUUGCAAGAAGGCUUUGUUCCAGAAAAGGAGAAGAAAACAGACCCUAACCAGAGGAAGCCAGUGACAGCGUGUACAAGUUUGGGUUUUGUAACUUUUUUUUCAUCCCGUUCUCGGAGUGGAUUGGUGUCGCUAUAACUCUUAGGUACGUGGAUGGUGGUUGUCUCUGCUUCUAUUCUUUGUUGGAUACUGGAUUUACCCGUCUUUGGAUAAAGUUACUUUUAAACUUCUUCUGCUAUUAAAAACACCCUGAUCAACAAAACAUUCGAACUUGACAAAGACAGGGGAGACCACAAAAAGAGCCGUCGAAAGUCCUCGUUUCAGGGAGGAAUGCCCAUCUCAAUAAUCGCUUGGAAGGAUGCUGUUUCUGGUAAAAUGGAAAUGAAGAACACUUUUCUAGUUGCUGUGCUGCUGAGUUUAUUCUUUUGUCGGAGUUGUAGCCAAGAACUGAACCCAAAAGGCAGAAAUGUAUGCAAAGUACCCGGGUCCCCAGGGUUGGUGUGCUGCGCUGGCUGGAAGCAACAGGGGGAGGAGUGCAUAACCCCUCUGUGUGAGGGCAACUUCACGUGUAAGGAGAAUGAGGUGUGUGUCAGGCCCAAUGAAUGCCGCUGUCGCCAUGGAUACUUCGGAGCCAGCUGCGACACCAAGUGCCCCACCCAGUUCUGGGGCCCAGACUGCAAGGGGAAGUGCACGUGCUUCCCCAACGGCCAGUGCGAUGACGUGACCGGCAAGUGCACCUGCAACCCCAACCGCUGGGGCUCCAACUGCGAGAAGGCCUGCCUGUGCCAGAAGGGCAAGUGCGACCAGGAGACGGGCAAGUGCACCUGCCACGCGGGCUUCUGGGGCCCCCAGUGCUCCAGCAACUGCUACUGCAGCUCCAACUCAGUGUGCGAGCAGACGACGGGCCAGUGCCUCUGCAACCCGGGCUGGUACGGGCGGAACUGCGGGGCCCAGUGCACCUGCAACAGCUCGCCCUGCGAGCAGUACACGGGCCGCUGUCAGUGCCGUGGCCGGCUGUGGGGGCCCCGCUGCGAGCGCUACUGCCAGUGCGUCCACGGGAAGUGCAACCAGAACGACGGCUCCUGCACCUGCACGCCCGGCUACCGCGGGAAGUUCUGCCGAGAGCCCUGCCCCGCCGGGUUCUACGGACAGAACUGCAGGAACAGGUGUGGCCACUGUAAAGGACAGCAGCCCUGCAAGGUGACGGAGGGCCGCUGUGUGACGUGUGAGGGGGGCUGGAACGGCACAAAGUGCGACCAGCCCUGCCUCCCCGGCUACUUUGGGGAGAACUGCAAGGACGUGUGCCCCCCGUGCAAAGAUGGCCACUUCUGCAACCGCAUGGACGGCAAGUGCUCUCACUGCAAUCCCGGCUGGAUUGGAGAUCGCUGUGAGGUAAGAUGUCCAAACGGAACGUACGGAGAGAACUGUGAAAGUGACUGUAGCCAUUGCUUCAAUGGGGACUGCCACUUCGCCACCGGAGAGUGUCUCUGCGAUCCCGGAUUUUCUGGGACAUACUGUAAUCUGACCUGUCUAUCGGGUCAGUAUGGUGUGAACUGCGCGCAGACCUGCUCUUGUCAUGACAGGACAUGUGAUGCAGUGUCUGGAGCCUGCAACCUCCAACCCAACCGACGGAUGGGCGUGAUCGCGGCCGGGACGCUGGUGUCCUUCCUCCUCAUCGUCCUCCUCUCCCUGCUGUGCUGCUGCUGCCUGUGCAAGCAGAAGAACGAGAGCAACCCGGACCGUGAAAACAGCGGCAGCAGCAAAAAGACCAAACGGCUCCUUGGCGGAAGAUUCAGCAGGAUCAGCACAAAGCUGCCCCGGAUUCCACUGAGACGGCAGAAGCUGCCCAAAGUUGUCGAAAAAGUCCCUUUUUCGACCGAGGACCGUGUUAUUAAAGAGCUGGAGGUAGCGAGGGAGAGUGUGGCCCACCAUGACCCUGAGAACACGUUCAACUGCAGCUUCAUCGAGCCCCCUUCUGUGGUGGAGCAACCCUCCCCAUCCUGGUCCUCCCAGGGUUCUUUCUCUUCCUUCGAGACCACUGAUGAUGGACCGGUCUACUGCGUGCCCCACGAGGACUCCGUGGCGGAAACGAAAGACAAGGGCAGCCCUAACGCGGCUGUGGAGAAGACCGCCACUCCCAACGAGGAGGAUGCAGGUGAGUACACCUCGCUGAAAGACACCGGCUCCGCCAAGCAGUCUGCGGGGGACGCCAGCGAGACCCCGCUGCUGAAGUCGUCCGACAGCGAGGGCUCCACCAGCGGCUCCGAAUCGGCCAUCGGGGCUCUGUACGCCCGAAUCGCCCGCCUAUCCAAGCAGUCCAAGGAGGAGGAGGACGGCGGAGGCACCGAGGUCAAAGGUAAUGGCAAGCCCCCAUCUCCCGAGAGGACGAAGCCGCGUCCGCCUGACCCAUCCACAAAGCCCAAGGUCUCCUGGAUCCACGGGACAGCCGGAGUCGGGCAGCCCGAGAAGAGCCAGGCUCCGGCGGUUCCUAAGGAGAAAAAGAGGAGCUCUGUGGAGGCUCCAGGGAGGAGCGAGAAGGAGGCGCAAAGGGCCAAGGAGAAGGGCAGCAAACACAGGGAGCACAGGCACCAGGAGUCGAAGAAUGCGGAGGCGGGGAGCGUCUCCCCCAGCAAGCACAAGGCCCACAAGCCCAGGCCGGGCCAGGAGCAGAUGGAGCACAUCAACGGGGCAGUGCAGAAUGCCCUGCGGAAGAUCGGCAACUUCCACGCCGAGAAGAAGCCCGCCGACCCCAAGGACGUGCCCAAGAGCCCUGGGAAGUUGCGCUCUGAGGUGGUCCACCCUCACAUGAACUCAGAGGCCGCCACUCUCCUGGCCGCCCAGCUGAAGGAGAAGACCCAGAGCCUCAACCGCAGCGAGGGGGGGGUCAAGCAGAACGGCCUGUCCACCCCCCAGGCCCACCGCGAGAAGCCCACACCGCCCCAGAAGGCCAAGCGAUCCACGGCCGGCCCACACCAGCCUGCUGCCAAGCCUCUGCUGCCCACCUCCAGUAAUCUGCAGAAGAUGGUCACCCCAGUGGCAGAGACUGUGUCCCCGGAGGUCAAGACCCCCGAAAAACAGGACUCCAACGGCCCCAGGGUCGCAGACUUGGGUGAUCCCACACCCAAGAAGACCCCGAUUAAAAAGCCUCCCAGGAAGAAAGGCAAAGAGGGAACCUUGGAAACUAAGAGUCAUCCCAAGACGGCCAUUAUGCCGCCACAGAUAGUGAAAUAAAGCCAUUCCCAGCUGCCAAAAGCGGUCGCGGCUUUCAGAUAAAGCGGGGACAACUUUGACCUACUUUCUUUUCCAGGCAUUGAAGCAAAUGGACACUGAUGGACUUUCGUCCAAAUAACUGUGGAUUUGACUUUGUUUUAAAAAUGUUCCGGAUCAGAAAAGGAUGCGUAGAACAUGUCCUGUAGAAGUCAGAUGCUGUCUGCAGUAAUUUCUGAAAUAAUGGCGAGUUGCUUUGAAGAACUGUAAACCAUUCAGUAUUACUUGGAUCCAAUGUCAUGUUUUUUUUUUCUCCAGUUUUGUAUACUUGCAAUUUAGUAUGUUGUAUUUUUAUGAUCACCAAAGGCUAAUACUAUCUCAAACCGUUCUGAUAGUGGCAAGAAAAUCCUAAAUUAGUGUUGGACUGCAUUUCUGUCAAAUAUAUAUGCCCACCACUAUAUAUUUUUAAACCUUAUCUGUAUCUGAUAUACCCCAGGCAUACAUUUAUAAUUAUAUAUUAUAAUAUAUAAUGUACAUAUACGUGUUGUAUUUGAUACAACAAUAAUAAUUAUGCAAAGGAUUUUUUUAAAGGUGUUACUCUGAAAGGUACUGAACAUGUGAUUGUUAUUGUGUUCAAACUCCAGUUCCAGACAUCAUUAAUUUUCUUGACAAAAAUGUUGGUUGACACUCAGUAGUAAGCUGUAAAUGUUAUUUAUAUGCACAGGUGUGGUUCUCAUUUGGUUCCACACACCAUGAGAAGAACUCUUUAUGCUCCAUUGACUGGUGAACAAAAUUAUUUGAAUGCAUAUUUGAGAAGAGGUGAUGUAUGCUAACAUUAUACGAAGUGUGUGUUUUCCUUACUUCUAAGGCAUUUUAUUGUGGUCAGUGAUGUAUGAAUUAUAAAAGACAAAUGUGUCAUCUUUCCAAUGUA